AUGUCUAUCUGUCGGCACGUCUGCCGGAGGGCUUGCCAGCAGCAGGAUGGCCCAAUUGCCAAUCACGUCUGGAUUAGCGAUGCCCUCCUAACUCGCUCAUUUACCGAGUUUACAAGAACUCAACGGCGCUAUGGCAGCAAUGUUCCCGGCCCUCUCGAAGCGAGACGACGACUUGCGAAAAGGAGAAACGCUGAUUUGGCGAUGGCUGGGUAUGGUGGAGCUGGCAUUGACCCUGCCAUUCUCUUUGGACAGAACCCAGAAGGGCACAAGCAAUUCGAGUUUCCAUUCGGAUCGUUCUUGUCCGGACAGGAUCCGUCGACAACUCCCGCGCAAACGUUGAAUGCACCGCCGUUCCUCUCCCCCGACUUGCUCAGUCUCGCAUCAACUCAGGAUUGGGAUAAAAUAUUCACCCGAGUUCUACCCAAAACGUGUUGUCUAGACGAUAUUCGAGACCUUGUUUCGUAUCUUGGCGUCGAUUUACGCAGCCACCCUCAACUCAGCCAAUUGAUUCUAAACCACAUUAUUGGGGUGUAUCGUAAAGGAACAUGGCCCCUGACCCAAAUCAGCGACUUCCUCGGCGAUCCCUAUCUAAAUCCGCGGGGUUCAAACAAUUUUGUGGCUGUGGUACGGGCUUUGGUCUCUAAGCCAGGCACAAAACUCGAGGUGGAAGCUAUAUUUCAGAUGUUGAGGUUUCAGCUCUCUCUUGGCUUGGUGCCUCGGCAUGAGAUACCAUUAAUGCUGAAGCUAGUUCCGCGGAUUAGGACUUCCGAUAUACGACCGGAAAGCCCCGGCGUCUUGCACACAUUCUGUUUCGAGGCCAUAUGGCAAGGAAUCGAAUUGUGUUCUGUGGUGCAGCCUAAGGAUCUUGGGAAUAGAACACUAUCUUCAUGGUUAGGCCUUCUCUCAAGGGGAAACGCGACCGGACGAUCAGCAUUACUUAGCAAGGACAUCAUUCGUCUUCUGGCAGGUUCUCGAGCAUCCUAUUCUCCUGGACUACAGACGGUUUCGUUGCAGAUCGUUAAGCUUAUCGCCACACACACUAAAUCCGCGGCGCUCAUUUAUUGGAAACACUUCCGCAAUUUUAUUCAAUACUUUAACGAUGUUGGGAAUCUGUUCCCUAGUCGGCUUCUUAUGGAUUCAAUCUUUCGGGUCACCAAAUCCCUAUUGUUUUCACGACAGUAUCGCAAAACACGACGAAAGCUUCUGCGGAUUUGGAGUGAUAUAUUAGAGCAUUCCAAUCUGAGUUUUUUACUGCACGAAGCUCACUGGGACUUUUCCCGUCAAGGCUGGUUAUCUUCUCGUAUGACGCGGAAAACGCCUAGGGCCAGACUGUCCCGUAAUAGAGAACACCGCUUGAUGAGAAAGGAAUGGCUUUUGCGACUAUGGCUUGUUAAGAUUCUUGAUCGCAAAGCUCGUGUUGAACGACGCCGGAGGCAACUGUUCGGAAAACUUUUGGCCUACGACAAACGAUUACGAGGCCCAAGGCCGAAGGUCGACCUCGUCUCUUAUCUAGAUAGGUCUAUGCAAAUGCUCGGCGGGUUGGGUCUCCCUCAUGCAGAUGCUGUUUCAAUAACAAGCACGCAGAUGAGAUAUGAGCGAAGGAUGCUGAACUAUCCGCAUAUACCCAAAAACGCCAUCCAGGCGUUGUCUCGAGUAGAACUCAGUGGUUUACGUUCAAAUGUAUUUCAGGAGAAUGACCCAAAUAGGCUUCUCGAAGACGAGAUGUUCUGUUACUGGGAAGAUAUGGCAAGGAAAAUAGAUGUUACGGCUCCCGACUUUGCAAACAAGAUUCUUCUCUAUACGGAAACGAACUCACCCCUCCGUAGCGGCUUGCUCCGCAUUCUCCGUCGCCAUACUGCAUUUAAGAUCGCAUUGGCUUACUCCUGGAAUCCAUGUCGCCGAUAUUCUGAUGGGGAACCGCAUGGAGGACAGAAGUAUACUUCUGAGGGAUAUCCGGUGCUAAACCCGGCUGACUGCCUCGCAACAAUGCACAGCAUCGCGUUGAUUUUUGCGUGCUCCUCCAAACUCUCACCUCGAAACGCUUAUCGACUGACACGUUGGUGUUUUGAGUUUCUGCUUGACCACAACGCGCCCAUCACGCCCACAAUGGUUCGCGCGUUAUAUCACGCUGGCAUCUAUCGAUUUCGCGAGGCUGGUAUGUCAGUUCCUCAGGCUCGGUUUUCAUACAUCAUCAACCACGUUAGAGAAGUUGAGGGGGACGCGAUUGCAAGUGCUCUUGCAAGUGGAGUGCCCUUUGAAGUUACUUACUUGUUGGGGAAAAAUUAG
Coccidioides posadasii C735 delta SOWgp is the source of this 2286-nucleotide messenger RNA. NCBI's taxonomy places the organism in Eukaryota, Fungi, Ascomycota, Eurotiomycetes, Onygenales, Onygenaceae. The record is from RefSeq and is a predicted model, not a curated record.